AUGCCGUCCAUUCUCUCCGAUGCGGAUAAAGAAAUCGUGAGACGCACGGUUCCCAAACCUGCAAACAAGAUCCUCGCCGUAGCAGUCGCAAGGCUAUAUGUGGCAUACCCCAGCCCAAGCAAAUGGGCCUUUACUGGUCUGCAGGGAGCUGCAGUUCUUGCGAACGACCUAGUUGGACAUACAUUCUGGAUUAAGCUGGUUGAUAUAUCGCCCGCCGGCAGAGGUGUUUUAUGGGACCAAGAACUAUACGACGGCUUCUCAUACAAUCAAGAUAGGACAUUUUUCCAUACCUUCGAAUUAGAAGUAUGCCUUGCAGGUUUAUCCUUCGCAGACGAGAAAGAAGCCAAGACAUUUUUGAAAAAGGUUUCAGAGCGGGAAAAGAAUGCGAGCAAGGAAACAAGAGGGACCCCGUUCUCCUCGACGAAAGGUCAGGGCCCGCCGCAUGUAAGCAAUGGCAAGACUCACCACCGCUUUGGCUUUGGAAGCCUUCUGGGGCACCGGACGUCGUCUGCCCCUACUCCUCAACCAGCAGAAUCCGUUACAUCUCCACGGCCCAUACCCUCGGACAUUUCCACUGCAUCGGCGCGCAGUGCAACCCCAGAGAAGAAACCCUCGCCUAUGGAUACAGUAGACCCAUCGUGGAAAGGCAUACUAGAUGAGCUAUUGGCUAUGGGAAUAACGGAAGAGCAGAUAGCCGAGAACGCGGAUUUUAUCAAGUCCUACAUCGAAUCAAAACAGAAUGAGGAGUCUCAACCUAACGUGGAGACAAAUUCGCAGGAACCUCUUCGAAAACCUAAAGCCGCGCCUCCUGCGCCUCCACCCGUUCCUCCUCCAGUUGCUAAAACAUCAACAUUGAGUCCACAAAAUACGGGUGGCACGAGCCGGCGAGGCGCGCCGCCACCUCCUCCUCCAUCUCGAAAACCUCAUAACGAUGGCUCGCCCUCUCCAGCUCCGGCAUCUCCUCCAGCGUCCCCUAAAAGAGAGCCUUCUCCCCCAAGACCAAGAUUCAGAGCUCCCCCCCCUAUCGCGGAUGCCGGGAAGUACGCCCAUAUAAAUGCACCAGCGCCAAGUACACGAAGCCGAGCUUCAUCUACCUCACAUCUGGCAACACCAGGCCCCCCGCCUCCACCACGACCGCCUAAGACCCCUGACAAUGGCCCAGCUCGACUCCAUCCACCUCCACCUCCUCCCCAAGUUCAUAACGAUACCAAAUCCGCAACCCCCCCAGCACCCCCCAGCAGGGGCUCGGUACCUCUCCCGCCACGCCGCAAUAUUAGCCCACUACAGCCGCCGCCUCUUCCACCGAAGACCCCCCAUGCUGCUAGCCCUACUCCAGCUCCUCCGCCGCCUCCACCUCCUCGGGCUGCUGCUGUGCCUCCACCACCUCCAAGGCCUACUAGUCAACAGUUUUCACCUACCUUUGCGGCUCCACCGCCGCCGCCUCCUCCUCCCCCUCCACCAAGUGCAGCACCAGCGCCGCCGCCACUGCCUCCGAGCUCAAGCCCAGCAGCACAACCACCUCCACCCCCCCCCCCCCCCCCCCCCCCAGCUCCCGCUCUCCCUGGAACUACCGGGACUCCGCCAGCACCCCCUCCACCUCCUCCUUCUCUCCCUGGUGCUACUGGAUCUCAUCCUACCCCUCCUCCUCCCCCGCCUGGUGGUGCGCCGACGCCAAAACCUCCCGCCGGAAAUGAUGACUUACUGGCUUCAAUUCGUGCCGCCGGCGGCAGCGGUCUUCGAAAAGUGAAAGAUUCCGAUAAGCGAGACCGAAGUGCGGCUAUUGUUCCUGGUGGCUCCAAUGGUGCGCCCGCUGCAGCAGCCGGUGUUGGUGCUGGAGUAGCUGCUGGUGGAAUGAUGGGCGCCCUGCAGGAAGCUCUUGCGAAGCGAAAACAGAAAGUUAGUGGAAGUGAUGAUGAAAAGUCCGAUGAUGAAUGCAAUAGACAUGUGAGGCAACCGCUUUUCCAGCAGAGCCAAUCCUUUACCACUACGUCCAAGAGAACAGGAACAUUUCUGCGCCGACUCUUCGGGCUUCCCUCACCAAGACCAAAACCCCAUUUAAAUCCAGAUGAUCUGCCUUCUAAUGGGCAUUUUGAGGAUGGACAGGAGUAUAAUCCAUUUACUUCUGGACGGAAUUUAGCCUUGAAAGCUUCAAAUGAACCCCGGCUACGGUGCACAGAGUUCGAUGAGAAUGGGAACGUUACGCUCGUGAGCGAGGAGUUUAAAAAGAGCGAAUUGAUCGCAAAGUAUGGCCUUUUGCCCCGUGAUCUUCGAAAAAUCGAUUCCUCCAUUCUUCCUCAUAUUCUUGUUCGUCAUACCGCCAUACUCAUCAGCCUUCUUCACCUCCGAGUAUUGAUUAAGGCAAAUCGAGUACUAGUCUUUGAUGCGUAUGGCUCAGCGGAUACAUACACCCAAUCUCUCUUUAUGUAUGACCUUGAAGGAAAACUACGCCAGAAAGAACCGACCUCGAGACAGGCUGCUGCCACGGGAGCACUGCCGUAUGAAUUUAGGGCGCUUGAAGCAAUCCUAAUUAGUGUAACCAGCGGUCUAGAGGCAGAGUUCGAAGGCGUCCGAGAGCCUGUGGUACGAGUUCUCAGGGCUCUUGAAGAGGAUAUUGAUCGGGAUAAAUUGAGGCAUCUUUUGAUUUAUUCAAAGCGGCUUGGAACGUUCGAGCAAAAGGCCAGAUUGGUCCGCGACGCCAUUGAGGAUCUAUUGGAAGCUGAUGACGAUCUCACUGCAAUGUACCUUACCGAGCGGUCCAACGGCAUUCGGAGAGACGAGCACGAUCAUCAGGAAAUAGAGAUGCUACUUGAGUCAUAUCACAAAGUAUGUGAUGAAAUAGUUCAAGCUAGCGGAAAUUUAGUGACGAAUAUUCGUAACACUGAAGAGAUCGUAAAAGCCAUUCUUGAUGCCAACCGCAACUCUCUCAUGCUCUUGGAGCUUAAAGUGAGUAUUGGGACUCUAGGCUUAGCGGUGGGCACGCUGUUAUCGGCACUCUACGGCAUGAAUCUCAAAAACUUCAUUGAAGAGUCGGACAUUGGGUUUGGUGCCGUCUCUGUUGUUUGUUUCGCUUCCUCUGCAUUUGUUUGCAUAUAUGGGCUCAUGAAACUACGAAAAGUUCAGCGCGUGAGAAUGUGGGGCGAAGGUGGGCUCCAAGACCCCUAUAUGGGUGCAUUGGGCCUUCGAGGUCAUGCCCAAUUGCCAGCUCGAAGAAAUUGGCGUUCCGACUCAAUGGAUGCGGCUUGGGCAGGCUUGCCUAUUGAAGGCCGUAUGCAGAGGAUGCGCAGGGCAAAAGGUGCGGCGGCCACUGGAGGAGCCACAGCAUCAGGCAUUUAUUCAAACAAUAAAAAUAGUGAAAAGUUGACUUCGACCGACUCCAAGCCAGCGAAAGGCGAGCAGAAAACUGGGGGGCGACAGGUUGAAGGUGACCAGGCCCCCUCUGACGAAACUGAUUCUACAGUUAGCAGCGCCGGGGCUUACAGCACUGCGCGAUAA
Messenger RNA from Ophidiomyces ophidiicola, 3492 nucleotides. It is a transcript of the gene MRS2, whose product is annotated as magnesium ion transporter. Gene Ontology annotation, cellular component: mitochondrial inner membrane. The record is from RefSeq and is a predicted model, not a curated record. The transcript has 6 exons. NCBI's taxonomy places the organism in Eukaryota, Fungi, Ascomycota, Eurotiomycetes, Onygenales, Onygenaceae. Gene Ontology annotation, biological process: mitochondrial magnesium ion transmembrane transport. Gene Ontology annotation, molecular function: magnesium ion transmembrane transporter activity; actin binding. The coding region runs from base 1 to 3492 and encodes 1163 amino acids.